AUGUAUAUCUUGGAACGAAAAAUUAAGAUAAUAGUACUUAUUAAAAUUGUUAUGUUUAUCCUUUUAACAAGGAUUUGUCAUAUUAAGAGUGAUGUAAGUACGCAUAACAAAUCUUUGGAUAAUUUAUACAAUCAUAGUAAAAAAUUAUACUCAAGAAAUUAUCGUUCACUGGCAAAAUAUAAGCAGGAUAAGGAUUUGUGUAUGGUAUAUUUAAUGGAACAGACACCAAAUGGAAUGAAUGAUAAACAAGAUAUAUCUAAUAAUGAAAAAGCUUCCUUAGGGAAAAAGAAUCACUCAAAUGGAAGUUCACCAAGGAGUGCAAGAGGACUUAAAAAAAAUAAGAAAAAUAAAUCUUGUAUAUUUGAAACCAAAAAAUAUUCCUAUUUGGAAAAAAAAAUAUUUAAAGAACUUGAUUAUGAAGAUUUUCUUAAAAAAAACCGGACAAUUAGUGAUAAACUUUACAAAAAUAUAAUACGUAAAAAAGUCGUUUUACGAAUCGUUUUUCCUUUAUUAUUGUUAUUCUUAUUAUGUAUAGCACCAAUAGUAGAUUUGAAUAUGAAAAGGGGACUUUUAUAUGAAAUAUUUGGAUCAAAGGUAUGGCGCAAUGAUGGCACAUGGUACAGAAGUUUACAUAAAAUAUUAUGGGAAUCCCCUUUUCGACGUUUGUUCCAGUCUGAUCUUAUUAGGUGCACUACUAAUACAAGUACAGGAUACUAUAUAGUUGUAGAAGGUUUUUUUAGUUUUAUAAUUUACUUCUUACCUUUCAUUAUAUUAGGUGUCACAAUUAUAUCAGGGAUUGUUUAUUAUCACAAAAAAGUUAAAAAAUUUGAAAAAAUUAAGUACAGGAAAAGAUAG
Molecule: messenger RNA, 855 nt
Organism: Plasmodium malariae
Lineage: Eukaryota; Apicomplexa; Aconoidasida; Haemosporida; Plasmodiidae
Product: fam-l protein
Exons: 2
Coding region: 1-855 (284 amino acids)
Source: RefSeq, a predicted model, not a curated record